AUGACAACCCCCGAGGAUGCUCCCCCGAUCAAACCGCCGCCCUCCUUCUCGCCGGCAUCACCUCUUCCCACCAAGUCCAGGUACGCUGAGCGGCUGCAGAAUACACAGCAAUCGGCACUGACGUCUCUCUCUGAGAGCGCCUUGCCCAACUCCCUGGCCUCCGAGCUACAGUCUGCGCCCUCAUCCCGAGCCAGCUCGCCUGAUCGACGGCUUUCUCGCUCCUCCCAGCGGCUUUCUAGAUCUUCAACCCUCUCACCCGCCAGACAUCAGAUCGAUACUGCAGAUGAUAUACGGUCGACAAUAAUCCGGGCCUUCUCACCGGCUAUCAGCGUUUACGCUUCGCAAGAGACGAACGAACUCGUGCGAAGAAAGGGGCUGAAGGGUGGUUUCUGCGAGCUCCUGCGGCCGUUUGGCGAGAAAAUUACCGGCAAGGUUAUCAUUCGAGACGGAGUGGGAUCUAGCCGGAGCUGGGAUGACUACGGGGUGAGAUUUGUGCACUCAAAUGGUAGCCGGCAGCCCUCGACCGCAGGAGCUGAAGACAUAGACAAGAUACCCCCUUUGACACAGAUUGAAAAGGUCCUGGAAACUCAUCUUGAGCCCUCUAAUCGAGCGGCCAGUGAUAUGAUAUUCGCAGGACAGCCCACUCCCAAGGGCGUGACGUUGUCAUCUCCUUUAUAUAGGCUAUUCUUAAGACGGCUAUUGUCCGCAGACGCUCCUACUCCUCAUGAAACCUUUCUUCACCCUGUGGCAUGUGUUAUAGCUAUUAGUUCUAGUACACCAUCUCCGUUAGAAGCACUACGUCAGCUUUAUGCCAGUACGAGCCAUGGAGAGCAAGGGCCCCGGCCCUGGAUUCACCCAGAAUACCUCCGGUAUUAUGUCCUCGUUCAUGACGAGGAUAGAGACGACAUCACUCAAUCAACAGCCUUAUUCGAUCAGAUGAAACGACAUUUUGGUCUACACUGUCACAUGUUACGGCUUCGAAGUAAUCAAUGCGUUGUGACAGAUGACGACGGUAUGCCAUUUCCAACUUGCGAGUGGCAAAGCUCGCGAGAGGAGUUGAUAGAAGCCAAAGAGCAAGGUAUACAUACUCCCUAUAAUAGUAUACAAUUGACCGUGGCUAAUCUAACACAUUUUUUAUUCACAGAGCCCCUGUUAGACGUGGGCUGGGAAUCCCCUCAUAUAUUCGAGUCCGAUGUUACGGCCAUUAUAUCCUUUAUCCGGGAAUUGGUUGCGCAGUCUGUUAUUCCUCACAUGGAGAACCGUGUGGCCAUGUGGAAUGAACAAGUCGCUUCCAGGAGAAGAGGCUUGAGCGGGCGCUUCAUGUCCAUAUCCAAACGCUGGACCGGCUUUGGUUCGAGUUCAAAGUCCUCUGGCGCUUUUGGAGGAGGUGGUAGUGGAAGCAACUACGACCCUUACCAGGGUUAUUAUAAGCCGGAUUCCCCCGAAGCAUUAUUACGGAAGAUGGCAGAUUAUUCUUUUAUGCUCCGUGACUUUAAACUUGCUUCAUCAACAUAUGACCUUCUAAGAAGCGACUUUGGGAACGAUAAAGCUUGGAGAUACCACGCCGGAGCCCAUGAGAUGUGUGCUAUAAGCAUGCUACUUAACCCCCUUACCUCAGCCAAUAAAUCCAAAAUUGACACCGUUGACCAACUGUUAGAUAUUGCCUGUUACUCAUACCUAACUCGAUGUUCAGAUGGUCAAAAUACCUUACGCACUAUCAUACUUGGAGCAGAGCUCUUGAAAUCCCGCGGCGGCUCUGCAGCUGAAAAUGCCGCUAAGUGGAAUAUGAAAGCCCUCAACAUGAACCUCGUCGGUUCAAUUGGUCGAAUUCUCGUCUCCGAACGGACCUCUGCAUGUUUUGCCGCAAAGGUUGCAACAGAAGGUACCAAAUGGGGAACCCGACGACGGAAGGCCGGUAUGUGGUCACUUCUGGCUGCUGACUAUUGGCUAGCAAUUGGUAAACCUGCCUUUGCAUCUAGCUGCCUUGAGGAAGCCGAGAGGUACUAUGGACCUAUAUUGGAAGAGGGAUUGUUUGCCUUUCCUGAUCUACGAACUUAUGUAGAGGAGCUAAGGCUGUCUGUGAAGAUGGGGUGCCUCGAAGCUCAAGGACUAGAGGGAGAGGAGGAGGAGGUUUCCGAAGAGCAACUUGAUGCUACCGAAGACAUGAAUGAGAUGCCUACUUUCCGACGCCACCGGCGAUCCAUUCUGGGGUCUGUUGGCCCGUUAGAAAAUACCCAGUCAGCCAAGAUUCUAAGAAGGGAGGAUGAGGAGCCUGAAGAUGAUGAAUUUGAAUGA
This is a messenger RNA of Trichophyton benhamiae CBS 112371, 2295 nucleotides long. RefSeq lists its product as uncharacterized. Bases 1 to 2295 code for a protein of 764 amino acids. The transcript has a single exon. The record is from RefSeq and is a predicted model, not a curated record. NCBI's taxonomy places the organism in Eukaryota, Fungi, Ascomycota, Eurotiomycetes, Onygenales, Arthrodermataceae. Gene Ontology annotation, cellular component: cytoplasmic vesicle; phagophore assembly site; TRAPPIII protein complex. Gene Ontology annotation, biological process: endoplasmic reticulum to Golgi vesicle-mediated transport; protein localization to phagophore assembly site.